Marmota flaviventris (yellow-bellied marmot) is the source of this 1077-nucleotide messenger RNA. The record is from RefSeq and is a predicted model, not a curated record. Lineage: Eukaryota; Metazoa; Chordata; Mammalia; Rodentia; Sciuridae.
GUGAUGCAGGCAGGGAGCUGUGGAGACUCCCCAGGAAAAGCCCCUGCAGGCCAGCCGAGAGCAACCCUGCUGCCCACAUCCAAUGGUAGUGGGCCAGGCCAGGAGUGGGAAGGCCACUGGCCAGAGAUCCCAGAGAAGUCACCGUGCGUGGUUGGUGUCAUUCCUGUCAUCUACUACAGUGUUCUGCUGAGCUUGGGGCUGCCUGCCAACCUCCUGACCUCAGUGGCCCUGGCCCGCCUCGCCGCCAAGACCAGGAAGCCCUCCUACUACUACCUCCUGGCGCUCACGGGCUCCGACAUCACCACCCAGGUGGUCAUCGUGUUCGUGGGCUUCCUCCUGCAGGGCGCGCUCCUGGCCCGCCAGGUACCCCAGGCCGUGGUGCGCGUGGCUAACGUCCUGGAGUUUGCCGCCAACCAUGCCUCAGUCUGGGUCACCGUCCUGCUGACCGUUGACCGCUACAACGCCCUGUGCCACCCCUUGCGCCACCGGGCCACCUCGUCCCCAGGCAGGACCCGCAGGGCUAUUGCUGCUGUCCUCAGCGCCGCCCUGCUGACUGGCAUCCCCUUCUACUGGUGGCUGGAUGUGUGGAGGGACACGGGCCCCCCUGGCACGCUGGACGAGGUCCUCAAGUGGGCCCACUGCCUCAUCGUCUUCUUCAUCCCUUGCAGCGUUUUCCUGGUCAGCAACUCAGCCAUCGUCCUCCAGCUGCGGAAGAGGGGACGGAGCGGGCUGCGGCCCUGGGUGGGCAAGAGCACAGCCAUCCUCCUGGGGGUCACCUUGCUCUUUGCCCUUCUGUGGGCACCCCGAAUCUUCGUCAUGCUCUACCACCUGUAUGUGGCCCCCGUCCACCGGGACUGGAGGGUCCACCUGGCCCUGGAUGUGGCCAACAUGGUGGCCAUGCUCAACACAGCAGUCAACUUUGGCCUCUACUGCUUUGUCAGCAAGACUUUCCGGGCCACUGUCCAGCAGGUCAUCCAUGAUGCCCACCUGCCCUGCACCCUGGGGUCACAGCCAGAGGGCAUGGUGGGGGAGCCUGUGCUGAGGCCCCCAGAACCCCCCAAAGGGGCGGGGUUGUAG